AUGAAACCACCAUCCUUCCAAGGAGGCAUUGAACCAUUAAAGGCCGAAGCAUGGGUUUUAGAAACAGAGAAUUUAUUCGAAGUGUUUCCGUGUUCCGAAGCACACGAGGUAUUAGUGGCUACCUUUACUUUACAAGAAGAGUCCAAAAGAUGGUGGAUGCUUGUUCGUGACACCAAUACUGCUUUGACUUGGGCUCCAUUUAAAGAAGCCUUGUUUGAAAAAUACUUUCCUCAGUAUGUCAGGGAUCGCAAAGUGACUGAGUUUGAACAGUUGAAACAAGGUACUAUGUUAGUGGCAAAGUAUGAAUCGAAGUUUACUGAACUCGCCAGAUAUGCGCUACACGUGGUGGACACUGAUUACAAAAAGGCCAGGAAGUUUGAAGGAGGCCUUAAUAUAGAGAUACUUGACAGAAUCAAUGUGCUGAAGUUACUGAAAUAUGUGGAUGUUUUUGAUCGGGCGAUAAUAGUUGAGUCGAACAUCGAGGCAUUAAAACAAACCGAAACACCAGGGACUGAAUGGCAUGAUGUGGCAAAGUGGGUCACAUGGUUAAAGAUUGCCCUUCCACUUCUUAAGGCAAUAGAAAAGCUGCAGCUAGCGUAA
Messenger RNA from Camellia sinensis, 600 nucleotides. Lineage: Eukaryota; Viridiplantae; Streptophyta; Magnoliopsida; Ericales; Theaceae. The record is from RefSeq and is a predicted model, not a curated record.